AUGGGUUUAGUUAGAGAUCUAUUCAGUGACACACCUAAAGAGCAAAAAUGGAAAGAAAUUGAGGCUGAGAACUUUUGUGUCGAGGAAAUGUCCAAUAAAUUUAAUGAAUGCAAAUCAGCCUUAGAAGAUCUUCACACAAGGGCUCAAGAGUUCCUCAAAAACUAUGGUAUCAAGGACCAAGGAGGACAUGGAGAUUACACAGAGAUUGAUUUUGAAAUGAUGAAAACGGCACCUUUCUUGCAAUCAGCACCACAGCAGCCGAUUCCUGAAGCAAUAUUUGAGGUGCGAGCGGUGAAGCAUGGCAAACCCAUGGGCCGAGUGACCCUAAAAGUGGACGUACAAACUGGACGUUUGUUUGCAGUGAAGCCUUCCAAAGAUAUUUUGGAUGCUAGCAACACAUUUUCACACGAUAAAAUUUUGCAAUUAGUGAAAAAAUCAACAGAUAAUUGUCGACUAGACAUUGUGAUAGAGGGAAAGAAGAAUUUUGCCUACCAGUUUGAAAGUGUCCAUGCACGAGAAAAUUUUUGCCAGCACAUAUGUCAGAUGAAGAGCAUGCACUCAACAGCAGAAGAGAUUGACCAAAUCUCAAUAUUUAUUGGAACGUGGAAUAUGGGCAAUGCUCCAUUUACUGAAAGUUUGAGUAGUUGGGUGCGAUGCCAGGGUGCUGGCAAGAUUCGAGAACCACUUGUGAUGGGGGUGAUCCCUCAUGAUCUCUAUGUCUUUGGAACGCAAGAAAGUUCCUUGACAGAAAAGGACUGGGUCAACUGCUUGAAAGCCCAACUCCGGAUCUCUUUAUCAAUUGUUCCGGAAGUUGUAUGUUGCUGUUCAUUGUGGGGUAUCCGUCUUGUAAUAAUGACAAAACCUGAACAUCAACACAGAAUUAGUCACCUGGAACACAGCAGUGUGAAAACAGGAAUUGCCAAUGCUUUGGGUAAUAAGGGAGCUGUUGCAAUCUCCAUGUAUUUCAAUGGAACGUCCUUUUGCUUCAUCAACACACAUCUUGCCUCUCGAAGUGAAAGACUAGCCAGGCGUAAUCAAAAUUAUCGUGAUAUCAUCAAAGGGUUGUCUCUUGGACAGAAACACCUCAAUGUGUUUGAUGUUACUAACCAAUUUCACCACGUUUUCUGGUUUGGAGAUCUCAAUUACAGGGUAGAAGAAAAUAUUCAGUGUGUCCUCAACAAAUUACGUGAUGGAGACAUAGAUAGUCUACUUGAAUUAGAUCAGCUAAAAAUGGCUCAGGACUGCAAGGAUGCCUUUGUUGGAUUCCGUGAAGAACCCAUUACAUUCCUACCAACCUACAGAAUGGAGCGAGGAGCUAAAGGAAAAUUGGUUUACAACUGGCGAAAAGUAAAAAAGACCACUGGAGAUCGAAUCAAUGUGCCUUCCUGGUGUGAUAGAGUUAUGUGGAGAUCUUACCCCGGAACUUUUAUUGAGAAUAUAGCUUAUGGAUGUGCGGAUGAGAUUGUGAGCAGUGACCACCGACCAUUGUUCAGUUCAUUCAAUGUUGGGAUUGCUUCCCAGUUCAUCACUAACAGAGAAUCUCUGGUUGAUCAAACAUCUGUUCGUAUUAUCUUUGACAUUGUCCAAGCAGAGAUUCGUACAUGCUCCUGCCAAUAUUUUGUCUUGGAAUUCUACUCUAAUUGUCUUCCAAAUGUUGUAAGCAGUAGCCCUAACAAAGCCUUCUAUGCUGAAAUUGCUGGUCUAUGUUGCCCUCAGUGGACAAAGGAUUGUUUACCUGAGAUGCAUCCAAUAUUCGGCGAUCGAGAUUAUUUGGAAGAGCAGCAUAUUUUGAUUGCUAUUCGAACAAGGGAUGGUGAUCAUGAAUCCUAUGGCGAGUGUGUUGUAACACUGAAGGAUAUGUACUCCGUACAACCUGAACCCUUUGAAUACAUGUUAACUCACCUGGGAGAUGAGACAGGGGUUAUAAGGGGCAAAAUGCAUAUCUAUACUCCUGAAAGUGCUCCAAGACGGAGGUCUUCGAAGAAAGUUUAUGAAUUGGUUUCUAUUGAUACAGAAUAUCAUGAUCCUGAGUUUUACCUUGCGGAUUCUCCUCGGCUAGAGAAGCUAAACGAAGGACGCUAUGUCAAUGCACCCCCAUUUAACGGAUUUUCAGGAGUGGGUUAUCCAGAGAGUCCCGCCACGGCUAGUGUUGCGACACAAGUCUACCACCCGGAGCCCCAGCUGUAUGGAGAUCCAUGGCCACUUGGUUCUGGAGAAAAACAGGGCCUCGUCUCAUCUAUGGAGAGCUGUUCUGAUUCUAUGUUAGCUGUGCUUCCCAGGAAAGGGAAACCUUACAUGGGACAGUCUAGCCUGGAAGUAGGUCAGCGACAGAUGGUCCCUGUUCCCGUGACGACAACGACAGGUGUGUCAUCAGCAGGUUCCAAGGUGAAUGAGAAUGCCAUAUUCAGUGGCGCCUGUUCAGAUAACGUUGUCACUGAACCGAGGGAUGCCAAUUUGGCGCCUCCGGUUCCAACUCCAAGGAAGACCAAACACAAGGAUUUGAAUCCUUUCCAAAGAAAGUUUGCCGACACCCUGGAGAAUGAGAUGAAUCGUUACUGUCAAGGCUGGGAAGAACCUAAGUCUGAUGCUGGUUAUGCCCAUCUGAAGAAACCAGACACAGUGCCCGAGUGGCUGAACUGCCUCGGUCUUUCCGAAUACACGAAUACCUUCAUCAUCAAUGGUUGGGACUCAAUCUCUUACCUCGGAUAUCUGACCAACGAUGAUCUGGUUAAUAUGCAAAUCAGAAACCCAAAGCACCGGGAUCGUCUUCUGCGAAGCUUGCAAGAUAUGAACCUUAAAUUUACCGGCUGA
Acanthosepion pharaonis is the source of this 2811-nucleotide messenger RNA. NCBI's taxonomy places the organism in Eukaryota, Metazoa, Mollusca, Cephalopoda, Sepiida, Sepiidae. The record is from the annotation of a GenBank genome assembly.